Zophobas morio is the source of this 3287-nucleotide messenger RNA. Its product is annotated as U3 small nucleolar RNA-associated protein 6 homolog. Bases 106 to 1809 code for a protein of 567 amino acids. The record is from RefSeq and is a predicted model, not a curated record. Gene Ontology annotation, cellular component: small-subunit processome; Pwp2p-containing subcomplex of 90S preribosome. NCBI's taxonomy places the organism in Eukaryota, Metazoa, Arthropoda, Insecta, Coleoptera, Tenebrionidae. Gene Ontology annotation, biological process: maturation of SSU-rRNA from tricistronic rRNA transcript (SSU-rRNA, 5.8S rRNA, LSU-rRNA). Gene Ontology annotation, molecular function: snoRNA binding; protein binding. The transcript is spliced from 6 exons.
GGUUAGGUUGGUAACCACAAGUCUCAGGCAUAGUGAGGAAAAUGUGAGGUUAUAUGAUCACAAAUCAAGAGGUUAUAAUUUCAAACAUCGAAAAUACUCAACAAAAUGUCGGAACUAGCGGAAGAAAUCGAAGAAAUGCGAAAAACCAAUUUAUACACCCCCGAAAAGCUACAUUUUAUCCGAAGAACCCGCACAGAAUUCGAGUACAAAAUCAACAGCGUCUCAAAAAAUUUAAAAGACUUCAAAGAAUACAUCAUGUUCGAAAAAGUCCUCUUGAAAGAAAUCCACGGCCACAACAGACGCGAUAAAAGCAUACAAUCCGAACGCAAAAGCAGCAUCGAGUACAAAAUUCUGCGCCGGAUUAAAAACUUAUACGAAAUAGCGCUGCAAAGGUUCGCACAUGAUUUUUCCUUGUGUUUAUCGUAUUUUAAAUUUUGCAAGCAGUCGAAUUACAUUAAUGCGGCUUCCGUGGCCAUUCAGAACAUGAUAAAGAACUGCGGUCAAAACCCGGAAGUGUGGCAAGUGGCUGCCGCAUGGUAUGCUCAAGACCGGAAUGACCCCAACACUGCGCUAACCGUACUCAACAAAGGGUUAACUAUUCAUAAAGACAGUCAGCUGUUGUAUACAGAAGCUGUUAAGUUGGAGUUGUCGGUGGUUAAAGAUGACACGUUUCAGGAUGAUAUAACGAAAAGGGUGUGUCAGAGGGUGGAAACGUAUGUGCAUUUUAUUUCUGAUCAUGUGAAAGACUGCAACUAUUUCAUUGAAAUUUUAAAUUUGUUAGAAGGGUAUAGUUUUACGGCGCCAGUUCAGGAUUUAAUAAUCGAGAAAUUGUUGGAAAAUUAUUCUGAUAAGGAGUUUGUGUGGCACACUCUGGCACAGAGGGAGAGAAAAAAGUUAGAAAACAUGUCAGAGGAAGACAUACAGCUGUACGGCAAAAACUAUAUACUUUCUUGUUUUGACAAAUACAAAGAGGGUUUGAGCAAAGUGCCUCCAUCCGAAAGAAGUAGCCUUUGGUCAAUGUAUCUCGACUGCCUUGUGGACGCACAGCGUGAAAAUAACGGCAUGCCAAAAAUCGAAAAAACCGAUCUUCUUAAAUCCGCUUUGGAACAAGCUUCAGAGGAAAAAUAUCUACCAGAAAGAUAUUACAUGCAUUGGUUAGAGCUUGUAACGGAUGAAGAAGCGUUGCAUAUAUUAGAAAAAGCAACUGUAGCCCUACCCGAGUCUAUAGACUUGUGGAAAAUGCGUCUUCGGUACGCAACUAUGACCGACAGGAAGAGUAAAGUUGAUGAAGUGUUUAAACAAGGGGUUGAGAAGCUUAACGAAACGUCGUUGCCGUUGUGGCUUACGUAUAUUCGUUACUGUGGACUGCUGUCUGAUGAUCGAAUCCGCGACAUAUACGAAGAGGGGAUUAAGGGACCACCAGAGGUCUCUGAAGUGUUAAAACCCAAAUACAUAGAAUGGUUAGCGUUUAUGGAAGGGGUUGAGGCCGCACGAACUAAAUAUAACGAACUAGCGAAUAAGCAACCAUUUUGUAAAGAAUUGCACUUCACCAUGUCCAAACUAGAGUCGACGGAAUUCGAUCAUGACUACGACGCGUGGGCUCGGGUUCACGAACUAGCGUGCAAACAGUUCGGUGAAGAAGACGUAGAUGUGUGGAUUAAUCACAUUUUGUUUUAUUUACAUUUCCACAAGAUCGAUAAUGUUGGUGAAAAAGUGCAACAGAUUUGUGUGGAGGCGGAAAGGACUCUUUCGCCCCUACUGGUCUCCUAUUUUAAGGAAAAAUACAAUAAAGCGCGCUUUGAACACUAGUGUAUAGACUUUAUUGCGCAUGUGCGUAAAGUUGUCGUUAUGGAUUAAAAGUUUAAAAGCACCCGGUAGUAAAUUCCCCAACGUUGUCCCUACAGGACUGAUACGUCAUCCACCCGUCGAAACCAUCUCCGGAAAGCCUUUCAUUUUCCGCAAAAAUUUUCUUUACACACGCGACGUCGUCUGCAAUAUCGUCGUCUCGGAAUUUUGAGCACACCGCGUUGCAGUUUUUCCCCGGGUGUUUGUCGUCGGAGCACCAACACAGUUGGCUUAUUUGGAAAAUUCCGUGGUCCCCCGAAACGCGGUUGAAGGCGCUGGUGUCGUAAAGCGAUUCGUAGUUAGCUAUACACACCCAUGUUGGUAGUUGAUCGAGUGGAAAGCCGUAGUUGUAUCUCAAAGCUCUUGCGAGUUCACACCUUCCGAACACUUUUGCUUCUGGUGUGGUUAAGCACAGGAGGAAGGUGACGAAGAAAAACGUUGACGGUGGCAUGACGGCGCGAUUACAACUUUAUAUGAGGGUUUUUAUUUUUUUAAAUCAUGGCCACUUAAAGUUAAGUGCAAUAAAGUGGACAAGUGGCGCAGUUUUCCCAACUAAUUCGUGAUGAUUAAAACAGAAAGGUGCCUGUCGUGAGUUUGAGAAAGACUGAUUGGUCUGGUUAUGUUGUUUAUCAAAGUGGCACGUGUUUUCUUCUCUUUAAUAUGUUGAGUGUUUUCAACUGAGUAAAUUUCAACAAACUAAGCUGUGAUUGUUUGCUUCAGGACUUUAGUGUUUUUGUCAGAUUAACAAAACAACUUAACGUAAUAUGAUACAUAUAUUGCAAUUGUGAUUAGGGAUCUUUGCAUAUACGUAAUUGGUUGCCAACCAAAUUACUAGAUUUACAUGGCCUACCUUUGUCAAAAAAUAUCCUGAACGGUAUAUAUUGAAGAACCGAAACAUUGUAAAUUCCCAGAACUGAAAUACUGAAAAACUGAAAAAUGGAAGGAAAAUUGAAAAAUCGAAAAAUUUAGAAACGUCAAAAAUUGAAAUCUGAAAAAUAAAAAAAUUUAAAAAUCGUAAAACUGAAAUAUCGGAAAACUGAGAAAUCGAAAAAUGAAGAAAUUCGAGAACCCGAAAAUAUGAAGAAUCGAGAAAUCGAAGAAUCGAUAAAUUGAAAAAUCCCAAUAGUAAUAUGUCGAAAAAUUGAGAAAUCGAAAUGGAGCAAAACUGAAGUAAGAUCGUAAAGUUAAUAAAUUGAAAAACUGAACAUUUUUGAAAAAAAAAAUCGUAUCAAAAACUAAAAAUUCAAAAAAUCGAGAAAUUGAACAAUCAAAAAAUCAAAACAUUGAAAUCCCAGUACGUUGAUAAAUAGGAAAAUUUAAAAAACAAAAAUUUUAAAAAUCCAAGAAUUGAACAACAAAAAAAAUCUAAGCCUGAAAACUCGAAUGAUCGAGAAUUCAAAACAUCAAAGAAAACAAAAAAUCUAAAAUUUAAAAAUUCGACA